Messenger RNA from Bubalus bubalis (water buffalo), 4213 nucleotides. It is a transcript of the gene GRK7, whose product is annotated as G protein-coupled receptor kinase 7. Gene Ontology annotation, biological process: signal transduction; protein phosphorylation; regulation of signal transduction. The coding region runs from base 1962 to 3620 and encodes 552 amino acids. Gene Ontology annotation, molecular function: ATP binding; rhodopsin kinase activity. The transcript is spliced from 4 exons. NCBI's taxonomy places the organism in Eukaryota, Metazoa, Chordata, Mammalia, Artiodactyla, Bovidae. The record is from RefSeq and is a predicted model, not a curated record. Gene Ontology annotation, cellular component: cytoplasm.
UAUCUGUUGGACAGUCCAGGGUUAAGUGAUCACUUGGUGAUUUAAAGUAAGUAUCCGUGCCAGUGGAAUCAAGCAGCUCAUAGCAGAUACAGGCAUCAGUGAAAAACAUCUUUUUUUCAGUGAGGUUAAAUAGUGAUGCGAUGACAGCCAUACCAUUUUCUCAAAGUUCUGCCCUGUUGGAUUGCCACUAUGUUCAUAAGAACCAUAGCAAGGACUUCCCUGGUGGUCCAGUGACUAAGAUCCCAAGCUCCCAAAGAAGGGGACCCAGGUUUGAUUCCUGGUCAGGGAACUAGAUCCCACAUGCCGUGACUAAGACACAACACAGACAAAUAAGUAAAUAAACAUUUAAAAUAAACAAAAGAACCUUACUCUUAAAAAAAAAAAAAAAAAAACAAAACAGGAAAGUCAUUUCCCACUUAGGGGAGAGUCUCCGAUUGAUUUUUCUCGACUCAGAAAUGUGAGCCUGGGAUGACCCGUCAAGGACAAAAAAAAAAAAAGUACCAACAUUUUUAGUGUCGGUUGCAAAGCAGAUGAUGGUUCCGAACAGUGGUCACUCAUGCAGAUCCUCCACCUCUGCACUGGUCCGAUGGUUUACAGCGCAGCAGUGCAGAGCCAAAGGGCACCCACGAGUUCAUUACAUAAUUCUUGGUAGCGUGAGGCCAAGCGCAUAUCUGCUCCGGGGGCCAGGCGGCAGGCUCUGCUCAGGCCCACCAUGGCCAUCACAGUGAUGUUUUGACAGAGAGUGUGCUAGAGGUUGUUUGUUUGGAAAAAGACUGACCAGCUCUUUUUUUUUUCCCCCAUCCUCCUUCCUCUCUCUCUUUUUUCCCUUUUAAACACUCUGGCAUAAUACUGAAUGACUUUGUUUUUAAGCUGCCUUAGCCUUGCUUUGUGAAGAAAAAGCCCGAGAAUUCUCUCCCUGUAGGACACAAGUGUUAUUUUUGGAGCAGAGAUUCUUAGCCUGAUCUCUGUCUAAACCAAUUUCUGUUCUUUGUGAGGUCGUGGUCUGGGGCAGCUCAGAGUCAUCUCCAUGGAGGGAAGCUUCCUGGUUUCAUGAGGCAGCCUGGGCCGAGGUGUCCAGGGGCCAUGCCUGGAACAUCCCUGCUUGGGGUCUCCACACACAGCUCCUUUGCUCUCAGGUCCCCUUCAUUAGGCUUGUGCCCUUGGGAGAGUCUGGGCCACCUGCCGUGAAGUGGGCGACUUCCCUGCUGAUGUCAUUUCACAGGAUGUUCUGGGUCAAGGUGACCCUCCCCUUUUAACAGGGUACUGGAGGUCACAGACUCCUCAGAACUAAGGCAGCCAUGUCUUGAAGAUCUCCACAGGCACUUGAGGGUGCCACCGGCCAUGGGAGAGCCACAGCCCCUGCCCUGAGAGUCACGACCUGGGCCUCUGGGAACAUGUCCAGUGACUCGCAGCUCAGAGCAUCCCCUUCUGUAACCUGCUCUGUAUCAGGCUGCUAGACCGGGGGAAGGAAAACCUCUCCAGCUUCUCACAGCUCCUCUUCCUGACCCGUCACUCCUAGGGGUUUACAGAGCUUGCAGUUGCUGGGAAAUGUAAAAUCAGACACAGUUGAAAACACUGCUGUCAACAGCAAACAGCGCAUCACCGUAGAAUGAGUCUUUUCCUUUGGUGAUUGGUCACUGGAUGCAGGAAGCAGGUGUGAGGAACAAGGCCCGGGGAUGAACAGGUAGACCCUGCAGGUGUUCCAGGUUGCUGGGUGAUCCGUGAUGCACCCGUCCCUGGCCAGCUAUACAUAGCCAGCAAAGCUUCUUACUAGAGAAACCUCUUUCCUCACCCUCCACCAGUCCCAUCCGUCACCCCAAAGAUUCGCUGUAAAUCCCCUGGAAGUCACUGCGUCUCGGAUCAGAGAGCUGCCAGCUGGCCCCGGGCCUGACCGCGUCCCUACCGCCGCCGCUCUCCAUCCUUCCUUGUCUGUACCAGGGGAGCACGAUCGGUGCUCAGCCAUGGUCGACAUGGGGGGCCUGGACAACCUGAUCGCCAACACGGCCUACCUGCAGGCUCGGAAGUCCUCGGACGCCGACAGCAAGGAGCUGCAGCGCCGGCGCCGGAGCCUGAUGCUGCCCGGGCCGCAGAGCUGCGAGCAGCUCCGCCAGGCCCUGGCCACCGACUUCCAUAGUCUGUGCGAGCAGCAGCCUAUUGGCCGCCGCCUCUUCCGGGACUUCCUGGCCACGGUGCCUGCGUACCAGGAGGCCAGGGGCUUUCUGGAGGAGGUGCAGAGCUGGGAGCUGGCCGAAGAGGGCCCCGCCAAGGGCAACGCGCUGCAGGGGCUGGUGACCACUUGUGCCGCCGCCCCUGUCCCGGGGCACCCACACCCCUUCUUCAGCCCAGCUCUGGUCACCAAGUGCCAAGCAGCCACCAACGACGACGAUCGAGCAUCCCUGGUGGAGCUGGCCAAGGCCGAGGUCAUGGCCUUCCUGCAGGACCAGCCCUUCCGGGAGUUCCUGGCCAGCUCCUUCUAUGACAAGUUUCUGCAAUGGAAAGUCUUCGAGAUGCAGCCAGUGUCAGACAAGUACUUUGAAGAGUUCCGGGUGCUGGGGAAAGGUGGUUUCGGGGAGGUAUGUGCUGUCCAGGUGAAAAACACCGGUAAGAUGUAUGCCUGUAAGAAACUGGACAAGAAGCGACUGAAGAAGAAAAAUGGUGAGAAAAUGGCUCUCUUGGAAAAGGAAAUCUUGGAGAGGGUCAGCAGCCCGUUCAUUGUCUCUCUGGCAUACGCCUUUGAGAGCAAGUCCCAUCUCUGCCUGGUGAUGAGCCUGAUGAAUGGUGGAGACCUCAAGUUCCACAUCUACAGCGUGGGUGAACCAGGCCUGGACAUGAGCAGGGUGGUCUUCUACUCGGCCCAGAUGACCUGUGGCGUGCUGCACCUCCACUCCCUCGGCAUCGUCUAUCGGGACAUGAAACCCGAGAACGUGCUUCUGGAUGACCUCGGCAACUGCAGACUGUCUGACCUGGGGCUGGCCGUGCAGAUCCAGGAUGGUAAACCCAUCACCCAGAGGGCUGGAACCAAUGGUUAUAUGGCUCCUGAAAUCCUAAUGGAAAAAGCGAGUUAUUCCUAUCCUGUGGACUGGUUUGCAAUGGGAUGCAGUAUUUAUGAAAUGGUUGCUGGACGAACACCAUUCAGAGAUUACAAGGAAAAAGUCAGUAAAGAGGAUUUAAAGCAAAGAACACUGAAAGAGGAAGUCAGAUUCCAACACAGUAACUUCACAGAGGAAGCAAAAGAUAUUUGCAGACUCUUCUUGGCUAAGACACCAGAGCAACGCUUAGGAAGCAGAGAAAAGUGUGAUGAUCCCAGGAAACACCAUUUCUUCAAAACCAUCAAUUUUCCUCGUCUGGAAGCUGGCCUAGUUGAACCUCCAUUUGUGCCAGACCCAUCAGUGGUUUAUGCCAAAGACAUCAAUGAAAUCGAUGAUUUCUCUGAGGUUCGAGGAGUUGAAUUUGAUGAUAAAGAUAAGCAGUUCUUUCAAAGAUUUGCAACAGGUGCUGUCCCCAUAGCUUGGCAGGAAGAGAUUAUAGAAACAGGACUGUUUGCAGAAUUGAAUGACCCCAACAGGCCUGCAGGUUGUGGGGAGGGUUCAUCCAGGUCUGGCGUAUGUUUGUUAUUAUAAGUUAUUAUCUCUACCAGACCAGCAGCAGGAGUCUCAGCUGACAGAAUCCUUGAAUGUUCUUAAUACAUGAAAUCUGUUGUGGAAGACUGAUCAAUCAGGAGGGGUACCUCAACUACAGAACAGUUCAAAAGACAAAUGAACUCACCACUAGGACAUAUUUGCUCUCCUUCCUUCCCUCCUUUCCUCCCUUCUUCUUUUCCUCCCUACCUUACUUCUUUAUUCUUUCUUUCUUCCUUCACAAAGAAAAGUACAGUCUCGGUUUUCACUGAGUGCUGGGAAAAGGAGCCCUCAGAUUUGUUUUGAUAAAGUAAAAGCCUGAGCCUUCGCCAUCAUGCCCUUGAAAAUGACGUCAAGUCCUAGGAACAGAGGAUGGAGCUUUGGGGUAUGCUCAGAAAAAUGAGCAUUUUCAAUUCUUAGUAAAUAAUCAUUUUAGUUUUUCUUUGUUUAUAUCUUUUCUUCCUUUCAUCUUUCAGUAUUUCUUCCCUUUCUGUACUUAUGAAAAGGAUUUUAAACCUGAAAAUAAAUAUUUCUGACUUCCUUCUCCCUUGUUUAAAAAAAAAAGGGAGUGGAUUGUAAUAUUUUGGAAAUAUUUC